Messenger RNA from Erinaceus europaeus (western European hedgehog), 2884 nucleotides. Its product is annotated as perforin-1. Lineage: Eukaryota; Metazoa; Chordata; Mammalia; Eulipotyphla; Erinaceidae. The transcript is spliced from 5 exons. The record is from RefSeq and is a predicted model, not a curated record. Bases 731 to 2422 code for a protein of 563 amino acids.
ACUGCCUGGCCUCUACAGGGAGAGACUUUAACAUAACGAGAGAUUUUAAAUUAAUAGUAAUUUAUCAAGAGGCCAUAGAACUCUAGAGUCAGGAGUCCUCCUCUCUCUCUCUCUCUUUAUCUGAAUUAAAAAAAAAAAAACCCAAAUCAGAAGUGGUGAAAUCACAAAAGGAAACUCCAAGUAAAUUAGGCCUAAAUGUAAAAAACUAAAAUCAUAUAACUCCUAGAAGAAAAUAUAGAAGUGAUGUCAAAUGUAAAACAUUAAUUCCCCAAUAAAGAAAUUUGAAAAAAAAAGAAAGUAUAGAAAUGGAUCUUUAGAAGUUUGUUUCUUCUGUCUCCAUGGCAACAACAAAGCCAUAGAUCAAAGAAGCUUCCAAAGCAGAGACAAUAGCCCAAGGCAGUAAGGACCCAGAAAGUCUCCCUCACCCAAAGACAGAAGUCACUUCAAGAAGAUUAAGUCACAAUCAGGAAGAGAGCCACACAAGAUACAGAGCUUUAACCUGGGUUGCUGUGCCCUUCGAGCUGGCUUUCAAACAUGGUCAGAUCGCCACUCCUCACAGCCUCAAUAAUCAAGUCAGAGCUGGGAAGAGGCUAGAAGGAGUACGAGAAGCUGCAAUCUGUGAGACCAGAGAAGACAGCAUUAGUCAAUGCCCGCGCUGGGCUGCUCUGCUGGGCUGUGAGGCUCAAGCCCCUCAGUUUGCUUCCUGGGGGCUGUCAGCAGGGCUGACAGAAUGAGUAGCCCCAUGGCAGCCUUGCUGCUCCUCUCAGGAAUCUUCCUCCUGCUUCUGCUGCCCACAGCAGCCCCAUCACAUUGCUACCUAGCUAAGAAAGAAGAGUGCAGGGAUCAUCAACAGUUUGUACCUGGCUCUUGGCUGGCAGGAGAGGGUUUGAAUGUGAUCACUCUCCAGCGCUCAGGCUCCUUCCCCGUGGACACACAGCGUUACCUGAACCGUGAUGGCUCCUGCACCCUCUGCUUUAAUGACCUGCAGCAGGGCACCCUCCAGCGCCUGCCCCUGGCACUCAUCAACUGGCGGGCUCAAGCCACAGGCUGUCAGCGCAAGACUGUCAAGGCCCAAGUCAGCUCUAAGGACGAGGUGGCCAAGGAUGUGGCCAACAGCGUCAACAAUGAUUGGCGGUUGGGCUUGGACUUGGGGAAGUUGGUAAAUACUGCAAACCCCGUCAGUGUACAAUUGAGCGUGGCCGGCUCAGACUCCAAGAUUGCUAAAUUCGCAAAUGAGAAGGCCAGCCAGGACCAGUAUGUCUUCACCAGUGACAAGAUAGAGUGUCUCUUCUAUAGUUCUCAUCUGGUGCACGAUCCCCCUCUCCAACUGGAUUUCAGGAAGGCAGUCCAUAGCCUGCCUCCAUACUAUAACUCCUACAGCCAGUGGAAGUACGAAAGAAUCAUCUCCAACUAUGGCACCCACAUUAUCCGCUCCAUGCAACUGGGUGGCCGCAUCACAACCGUGACAGCCCUGCGCACCUGCGAGCUGGCUCUGAAAGGGCUCAAAGCCAAUGAGGUGGCACAGUGCCUGGGCAUCGAGUUAAACAUAGGCGGAAAAGGCAGCCACUCGGCGGAAUUCAAGCACUGUGAGGAGUUGAAGCAGCAGCUGCAGAUGGGAUCUUCCUUCCACCACGACUACCAAGAGCGCUAUACUGAAAUUAUCGGCGGCAACCACAGCUUUAUGCACGAACUUCUGUUCAGCGAACAGACCGAGGUGGAUCAAUUCAAGAUCUGGGCUAAUACGCUGCCAUACAGUCCUGGCAUAGUACAGUAUACGCUGGAACCUCUGCAUGUGCUCCUGAAGAAAGGCGACCCCCGGAGGAAGACACUCAGGAAGGCUGUGAGCAAAUAUAUCCUGAGCAGGACACACUGGAAGGACUGCUCCCAGCCGUGCGCGACGGGGCAGUACAAGAAACCCAACAACCCCUGUGAGUGUGCGUGCUACGGCUCCCCGGUCAGCACCCAGGACUGCUGUCCACGCCAGAGAGGCCUGGCCCAUUUGGUCGUCAUGAAUUUUGUGGCAAGGGACCUGUGGGGCGACCCUAGCAACCCCACUGACGCCUAUCUGAAAAUCAAGUAUGGAAACCAGGAGCUGAGAGUGGGCAUCGUAUGGAAUAAUGAUAACCCUAAGUGGAUGACUGAGGUGGACUUUGGUAACGUGAUGCUGCCCUCCGGGGGAGCCCUGACAGUGGAGGUCUGGGAUGCAGAUGAUGGCUGGAAUGAUGACCUCCUGGGCAUGUGUGAACGGACUCCAAUGUCCGGAACACAUGAGGUAAAGUGCAUCUUGGAUCAUGGUGAACUGAGAUUCUUCUACCAUAUUCAAUGCUUGCCACACCUGGCAGGGCCAUCCUGCACAGAUUAUGCCCCCAGUCAGUCUCCCCAGGCACCUCCUAUGAACCACAGUGUCAUAUAUAAGGUCUAAGUGUACUAGGCCGCAGUGUGCCCAGCCUGAAGAGUUGUCAAAUCCACAGCACAGGCUGCCAUUCACAUCCCUACAAAACAGAUGAAAACCUUGCACCGUUUCGUCAGUAAGGAGACUGCGUCUAGAGGCCAGCUGAGUCUCCUUGUCCAAAUUGCCUCAGUUCUCCGAUAUCCUGGGCCCCCUAAAUCAGCUGAGGCUGGGCCACGUCCUAAAUUCACUGCUCCACAGCCACCGCCAUGCCCACUCAGAUGCUUGUUGCCACUGUAGGCCUCCUCCUCUGCUGCUCCUUGUCGUUUGGAGAGUCCCUCACCAGAUUAGACCCAUCCCUUCCGCCCUCACUGCGCUGACUUCUCUGCCCACCAGGCUCUGCUGCCCAGACAAGGCCCGUCCUGACCUGUCGCUGUUUCCACCUGCUGACAGGGGACCCAGAAAGAUGAUACGAUGGCGGUGGUUGUGAUAGGA